AAAUCUCGCUUUCGCACAUGCUCCAAUAGAAGCCCGGGCAUGUGCAGUAGCCUUGCACAGGCUGCUGAGGGAUCCCUCCUAGAGCCCGCCUCAAACCUCGCCCUCUCCGCCUGCAUCCAGGUACAAGUGGCGCCAGUUGGGCGCGAUCGGGGCGGAGGAAAAGUGGCAUUUCCGGGUGCCGCUCCGCAGGACACCCUGACAGAGAGAGGGAAGAUGAGUGGCUCCGAGGGGGAGAGACAGUUGGAGCUAAUCAGCAGCCUGAAAGAGCAAGCUAUUGGUGAAUAUGAAGAUUUAAGAAAAGAAAAUAAGAAAACAAAAGAAGAGUGUGGCAAAUUCAAACAAGAGAGAGAUGAAGCGGUUAAACAGCUUGAAGAAUUGCAGAAAGUUUCUCACAUGGUUAUUGAGGAAGUCAGCUGUAUACAGAACCACCUUGAGAUUGAAAAGACAUGUCGUGAAAGCGCAGAAGCUCUGGCUACUAAGCUAAGCAAAGAGAACAAGACCCUGAAAAGAAUCAGCAUGUUGUAUAUGGCAAAACUGGGGCCAGACAUCAUUACUGAAGAAAUUAACAUUGAUGAUGAAGAAUCAUCUACCGACACAGAAGGUAGCCCUGGACCCUGUGACUCAAUGCAGUGUCAACAGAUAAUAAAAGAUCUGCGAGAUCAAAUUAUCUCCCUUCAAGAGGAGAAGAAGACUGUCGUCAUUGAGCUGGAAAUCUUGAAGAGCAAAUUUGUAGAAGGAAUAGCAGAAGUAAACAAAGUAAAGGAAGAAAAUGGAGUUCUAGCAGCAGAAAUUCACAAACAUCAGAAAGUGUUGGAAAAAUGUAAUCGAAUGUCUGUACUAGCAGUAGAAGAAUAUGAAGAACUUCAAGUCAACUUUGAGCUGGAAAAAAACUUACGGAAGAGGGCAGAAUCCUUUGCACAAGAGAUGUUUAUUGAACAAAAUAAGUUGAAACGGCAAAGUCAGCUGCUGCAACAAAAUUCCACCCCUGAUGAGCAGCUUUCAAAAGCUCUAGAUGAAAAUGCUAAGCUGACUCAAAUGCUGGAGGAAGAGAAAUUGCAACAGCAGCAGAAGGUUAAAGAAUUAGAGGAACAAUUAUCUAGUGAAGUUUUGCAUAAAGAAAUCAAGUCCCUUAAACAACAGCUAGAACUUCUAGAAGAAGAAAAAAAAGAAUUAGAGGAGAAGUAUCAGAGUGCUGAAGAACAAAUUAAAAACUUGGAGCAUUCAGCUGAUGAACUUGAAAAACGAAUAUAUCAGUCAGAAAAUCCAGCACCACUUCCACCUCCACCACCUCCACUUCCACCUCCUCCAAACCCAAUAAAGUCUCUGAUGUCAAUGAUUCGUAAGAAGUCUCAUCCAAACAGCAACUUGACCAAAAAAGAAAAGGCUUCUCAGCAACAAUCAGGAGAAGUAACAGAUCUGAAGAGACAAGCUGUGGAAGAGAUGAUGGACAGAAUUAAAAAAGGAGUUCACCUUAGACCUGUUAAUCAGACCAACCGUUUUAAAACAAAGCCAGAAGUGGCCAAACCCUGUGAAAGUGCAAUGAAAGAGCUAAAAGGAAUUCUGGAGACUUUGAAUACAUCUGCAAGUUCAAGAAGUUUAAAAUCCCUUGACACAUCCAGUAAUGAAACAGAAUUAGAAAGAAUUUUGAGGCUCAGAAAAGUGACAACUGAUCAAGAUAGUAGCAAUUCAACUGGAACUUUGGCUACUUCUGAAUCCAAAUCUAUGCCAGUGCUGGGUUCCAUUGGAACAGGAUCUGAAUUGACUGAAAAAUAUUUAGCAGCAGAUUUCAGUUCCAAACCUUCAGGGUUGGAUAAACAGAGUCAUAAAAUGGUCAAAAGCACAAGUUCUGCAAUUGCCACUCAGUCAUCCAGCAAUGCAGGGAUUAAAAACAAGGUUGUUGAUGCAGAAAAGCAAGCCGAAUUCAUGGUACUAUUCAAUCCAGAGAAAGCCAAAGAACAAAUGCCUAAAGUUAUGGAUCAAGGCAAGAUAACUAAAGAUAAAGGUCAACAGCUUCAUAAAGAUACUAGUACCAAGAAAACAAAAGAGAGUGACAGCUCUCUCUGCUAAUUGAUGUGCUAAAAGGCAUUGACUGUUUCUGGAUCUCUCUUUCAAUGAUCAUCAGUUGUUUUGUUUAUGAAUAUGGGAAAGGGCUAUAUUUUGUACCCUUAAUGUGUUUAUACUGAAUCCAAAGGCUUACUUCAGACCUCUUUCUCCUUUUUUUUUGUUCUAUGAUGUUCAGUUACUAGAUAUGCAAAAUGUUAAGAUUUAUUUGAAUAACAUUAUUUUAUAUUAGUACUUUAUUUAUAGCUUACCCAAAGCCUGCUAAAACUAAUUUAAAUCAGUAAAACAAGACUUAAUUAGAAAUCCAUGACAUGCUCUUAUACGACUGACAACCACAAAUCAGUGUUUAGUGAAUAGAAGACACAAUCUAUCAGCGUCAUUCUUUAAAAUUUUAUUAAAAUUCGGGGUCUGCCGCUAUUAACUAAAAAAAUUGGUGUGGUGUGGCAUAGUUACCAAGUAGUAGAUUCUACUAAAGUUGAAGGAAAUUUUGAAUAAACAAUAUUAGAACUGCAUAAAAGUCCAAACAAAUUAUCAGUGACUAGCAAACUCUACCCUCUGCUUGACUCAGUUCUCCAGAAGAGGUUAAUGUUCAGUACAAUUCCUAUCCCAUGAUGAUGAUGAUGAUAACAAAAACAAGCUUCUUCCUCUGAGCAAUAACAGGAUAAAAGUAGAUCAGUUCUAAAACAGUCCUAUAUUUUUGGCCAGUUUGAGGAAGAGGGCUUUUAUCCUUUGUAUCUAAAGCUUCUCCUAUGUAUCCCCUGCUUAACCACAUCAAGUCCUUCUGGGAGGGCUUGCCAACUGUUGGAUUUCUAAGCCAUGCAAGAAAGAAGGGAGAAUUGUUCCAGAGGUCAUAGAAUGAUUGCAAGCAUUUUAAUAAAUGUAUUUUGGCAUUCAGGAAGAGCAGUACUUUGAAAAAUAAAAAUUGUUCUGUGAUCUUUAUAUACAAAUAUGCUGUAGCAGAGAGCAUAAUAACGGAGACAUUCUCUUGUAUGAGAGACAGAAGAGAAUGCCUUGUCUAAGAGGUGCCUAUCUUCUAUCUGGGUAUAUUGUAACUUCUCACAUUAGGGCACUUUUUAAAUAAUAAUUAAUAUAUCCAAUUAAUUGACUUACAGAAGUAAAUUCAUGGACUUCAAUGGGCCCUAAUCCUAAAUAAUCUGGCAUAGGAUUUCAGGUUACAUAUUAUAGGCAGAAUGAAACAGGUAUACUUUGUUUUGCUCAAUGUCUGUUGAUUUACAGGAGCUUAUUAAGUGGAUUAAUAAGACCUAUAUAAUUAUUUGUUCGAUAUAGUUCAAGUGCCUUCUCCUUCCUGGAAUUUGACAACUGUGAAUCAUUACUUUGUCUACCUUGACUCAUAGCUGACUAUGGAAUAGAAAGAUGUGGUGAGGCCCUAAUCUCUUCCACAUUCUAUGCCAUUGAGCAAAUCAGAUUAGACUCAGAGCUAUUACGGAAAGUCCCAAGGAAACGGUGGCAAUAUGGACUUGGCUUCCCCCCAGCUAUUAUUUACUUAAAUUAUUUCAUAUUAGGACUAUAUAUCUUUCACAACUAUAAUAUCUAUAAUAUGUUGAAUAUGUCAUCUAGAAUAUGUUGAAAACAUGCAACUUAAUAGUUCUACUUUAUAACAGGUUCUUGUUAGCAGUGUCACCUUGAAUAUUUAUUCUUAAAAGUUAUUCCAAUCAUCAGCCUAGACAAUGUUGUCCUAGACAAUGUGAAAUGAAGGUGUAUUUCACUGGUUUUGUAGUAGCAAAACCACUACUUCUAAUUCAUUCAAUUUUUAUUAUGGUCACUAAACAGCACAAAGCAAAUAACAGGCAUAACAAACAUGACACUGUGAGAACACAUCUCACCGUCUAUCACAGUAUCCUUAAUGCCUUCUUAACUCAGACACUUGUUUUCCUGAGCCUAUGCAGGUACUGAACAAGUCCUGAAAAAGGCAAAAUAUUAAGGAGCAGCCAUAGGUACAGGAGGGAGCCUCUGCCAGUUCUGAAGCACUCUUACCCACUUCAGAUCCAAAUACUGUAUAUCUCUAGUUUAAAAUAGAUUAAGUAUGUGAGCACAAAACAAAAUAUGAGUCUUCUGUAGGAGACAGCAGGAUGUGGUAGAGAAAGACAGCAGCAGAGGGACAGCAGCAGAAUGUGGGGAAUGAAGGGACAGCAUGAAAUCCUGAAUCACAGUUUCAUAACUAUGAGCUAGGCUUUAUAUUAGCACACUAGGGAAGGUAUAAAUGGAAUUAGGUCAGGUGCUUAAUAAAACUGAGAAAACUUUAGAUCUUUUUAUAUGCAAGAUAGUUAUCUUCUAUAAUAUACUUCUCCUAAGACUCUAGACACAUUUUUUGAGUUAAUCAACGCUUAACUUCAACCAGAUAAGGCCUCUUCUAUGGAAAGUAGCAGGCAUCAUAGAACUAUGCAAUUUAUAUGGCAUUUCAGAGUAGCUGAAAUAUUUCUCUCUUUUUAGAAAAAUAGUGACUCUGAUUGUUUGGCUGGGAAGGCAGGCAUGGAGAAAGGUUUAUGUGUAUGUGUAUAUAUACUGUAUAUGCACAGUUUAUGUAUAUGUAGUUUCUUGCACAUUUGUCUUCCUGCCUUUUAUACAGUCUAGAGCAGUGUUUCUCAACAUUGGCCACUUUAAGAUGGGUGGAAUUCAAUUCCCCAAAUUCCCUAGCCAGCUCUGAAUUCUGGGAAUUGAAAUCCACCCAUCUUAAAGUGGCCAAGGUUGAGAAACACUGCUCUACAGCUUGUAUCCAGUUUCAGAAAGAAUGCUAUAAAUACGUCUUUAAUACUGGACUCAAUAUUCAGUAGUAUUCUUUGGUUGGUACUGACCUGAGACUAAAAUCUAGGUUUUUUUAUAUGAAUUCUAUGCACAGUUUCUGAGGUCUACACCAAUUUCUUGCAAUCAGAAAUUAAUCCUGUUUUACAAUUUUGACACAACUUGAGAAGAUUACAUGCCAUCUAUUCCUUAUGUGUUUGUGAUUACUGUUUCUAACUAAACAGACUGCCAGUUAUAUCUUGCUGAUUUUGUCAAGUUUUUCCCAGCAAUAUAAGAGUUGCUAUUUGAGAUGGCAUACUCAGACAGUGAUGUUUGAUUUGAAUCCUUGUACAUGGCCAAGUUCAGAGUACUCUUGUCUGGGAUUGAUUUCAUAUUGUCAGAUAACUCCAUCCUAAGUAGUUAUGUAUAUGUGUUGUAUGUUUGUGUCUGUGCAUGUGUGUAUGUAUUGGUGCCUUGCUCUGUUUCUACAGUCUUAAUGUUAAAAUAUAUCAGUAAUACAUCUCCACAUGGUGACCAGCAGAAGUAAUUUCUGCAUCCUGCUUCAGGGUGUGGUAUGGAGGGUAUGCAAUGUGCAUUGGCCAAAUGAUGUUUACCUGUCCAUCAGUAGGAUCUCUGAGCAUAGUCAGUGGGUUUCCCAAGCACAUCAGAUGCAUUAAACAUGUCACCAUAUGGAAUGCAGUGUAUUCAAGAAAUAUACCGAGUAUCUCAUUGACUACAUUUGGUCAUCAUUCAUUUUUCUAAUAGAAACAUUGAUAAACAUGCAACAGGCCAUCUUGAGUGCAAAUUCACAGUUUACUCAUAUUUCUAAAACUAUACAUUUACAAUAUAAUGGACAAUUGUGAUGAAACUUCAGCAAUUUGCAAUUUAAUAUUGGUUUGAACUUGAGUGCAUUGUUAAGACCUUUCUGAUAGGAGGUAGUGAUUAGUAGUUAGGAUUAAGGCUGAAUCUAAUUUAUUUACUUGACUUGAUACGUACAUGUUUAAUGCUUGUCUGAAAAAGCAAACCAUAAAGCUUUCUAUGGACUUCAUUUGGAGGUAAAUUCCACCAAAAUCAGUUGGGCUUAUUCCUGAAUAGAUAUGGAUAGGAUUGCAUUGUUAAUGUAGUAGUUCUAGCUUUCUUAUUCUUCCUUUUUUUGGUUGCCUGAUCUGAUCAGUGAAUUAAUAAUUUGUAAAUAUGGGGAAACAUGUUUUUUUUCCUGAUUUUGCAUUUAUAUCAGUUAUUAGAUUGAAUUUAAUAUGACAAUUUCUUUAUUUUUUUAAUUAUUAUUGAAGAUAC
Candoia aspera is the source of this 6096-nucleotide messenger RNA. It is a transcript of the gene SHTN1, whose product is annotated as shootin 1. The transcript is spliced from 17 exons. Gene Ontology annotation, biological process: neuron projection morphogenesis; positive regulation of neuron migration. Lineage: Eukaryota; Metazoa; Chordata; Lepidosauria; Squamata; Candoiidae. Bases 40 to 2067 code for a protein of 675 amino acids. The record is from RefSeq and is a predicted model, not a curated record. Gene Ontology annotation, cellular component: cell leading edge; cytoplasm; axonal growth cone.